CUCGGACCUGCCCACCUCGCUCAAUGACAGGCGGCCUGUCACCAUCAUGAGCGAAGAAACAGAGAUAUAUGACGCAUGGCAAGGCCAGUCGCAAUUCCUCACCACGCCCAUGCCGGCCCGCCCGCUCAGUUUCAACCUUUCGCUGGACGACCCGACCUUUGGCGAUGAGGACAUGCAGCAGCUCGAGGACAGCGACAGCCGCCUGGUCCAGAUGCUCGCUCACCAGGCGCGCCUCAAAAACGACAACGCCGGCGACGAGGCCAAAGUGGUCGCCGACGACAAACUAUCGCAUGAGGAGAAGAGAGAGGCUCUGCAAGGCCUCUUUACUCUAGCUGCCUCCAACGGCGAGCUCGAGAGGGUAAAGCGGCUACUGGACGGCAAAGCUCGCGAGUACAUCAACAUCGACGCGGUUGACGCCGAGGGCACCCCCCCACUGGUUUAUGCCAGCUGCUUUGGCCACGAUGAUGUUGCCACAACGCUGCUUGAGCAAGGCGCUACUGUUGAUAUCCAAGACAAGAAUCGCUGGACGCCCCUCAUGUGGGCCAUGACAAAUCGACACAAGGACAUUGUCAAGCUUCUGCUAGACCAUGGAGCAUCGACCGACGUCAAGUCUUCGGGAGGGAGGACCGCUUUUGAUUUUGUCGAGCCCAACACGGAGCUGUCCGAGUACCUACACGAGAGCGGGUAUGUCAUUGGGAACGUAGGCGUGGGCGAUGACUUUUACAACUCUGGCUUCUCGCAAGACCGCUUUGAGCAGGAAAUGCAGGAAAACGACAUGAAGCGCCGCAUGAUGAUGGAGAGCGCCUUCAACCUGGAAGUGGAUAUUGGAAAUCUCGGCCUGGACGAGCAACCAGAGUCCCCCGGAGAGCCAGAAGAAGAAGCCCAAGAGUUCGUAUGGGACAGGUGUCUCAACGACCAAAUGUUUGUCUUCCAGGAAAACGAGCUCGAGCGCAUCCUCGACAUCAUCAUCACCAACAUGACGCCGCAACGCUCUCCUUCGCAGAAACCCGUACCCGCAAACAUAUUAUUCCUCAGUGCCCGAUAUGCACAUUACCAUGCCAACCCAGAGCUGCUCGAGACACUGUUGGUAUCUGCCAUGAACAAGAUCAAUGAGGUGGUUGAGAAGCACCAGUGGGACAUGACGGUGCUGGCCUUUUGGAUGUCGAAUGCCACAUUGCUCCUGCAUUAUCUCAAAAAAGAUCAUGGGCUGGUGGGAUCGACCAACGAUUUUCAGCUGCAAAUGGCCGAGCUGAUCAACGAAAUCUUCAUCUUGAUUAUUCGUGAUGCCGAGCGGAGAAUGGACAAGAAUCUAGACCAAGCGAUGCUUGAUCAUGAGCCGAUGCCUGGCUUCGAGGACGUACAUUUCCAGAACGAGUGGAAAAUAUUUCGUUCGAAGCCAAAGGCGAAGCCGAUAGAGCCAAUCGAAAAACGCUUCCGACCACCGUCGCCAAAACGCCGAGCACAGCCUUCACCGCGAAACAUCACGUCCCUCCUCUCGUCUACUUUGUUCGUCCUUGACCUCUACGACGUGCACUCGGUCAUUACCGCCCAGGUACUGUCGCAGCUGAUAUACUGGAUUUCUGCCGAAGUAUUCAACCGUAUCAUGUCGAAUCGAAAGUACCUUGCCCGCACAAAGGCUAUGCAAAUACGCAUGAAUGUCUCCACACUGGAAGACUGGGCGCGAUCAAACAACCGGCAGCCAGAACACUACGAGAACGGCUCCAUGACGUCCACGGGGGAGAAUACUGCUGAUGCUGCAAAACGGCACCUGGAGCCCUUGAUACAAUUACUCCAAUGGCUGCAAUGCUUUUCGUCACUGGGCGAGGAUCUAGAGUCGCUUGUAGGAACGCUGCAACAACUGACGCGCCUGUCACCCCAACAGCUAUUACAUACUGCCAAAUACUAUCGAGCAGAAGUUGGCGAGAAAGGCCUUCCCAAAAGCGCAUCAAAAUACAUUAUCCAUCUGCAGAAAGCUGCAGCCGACCGCAAAGCUGCAAAAACAAAAUCACCGAAUCCUGCACAAGGGCCAGACUCGACACCAACCACACCGAUCAAAGCGACCCCAGACAGGCCAUUCGAUAAAUCCCCAGCGCCCUCGCGGAUGUCUGAAGAGGAGGAAAAGGACGAGCCUCCAGAUGAGCUUCUUCUAGACCCCUCGUACAUGCUGCCAUUCUCACUACCAACAUCCACAGAUAUGCUCAUCAGCUAUGGGGCUGGAUUUGGAGGUGUCAACAAGGAAAGGGAACGAAAGUACAUUCCUACUGUUCCCCCGGAAUUCAUGGCCAAGCUAGACUUGUCGGGCGGAACCAUCAAGAACGGCAGCUCGUAUUAUUCCGAGUCGCAAUGGAAUGAUCCAAGCUACGGGUGAAGAUGAAGACAGUUGGUAGAGCUGCUGAUCCUUGCUAACCACAUAAUGGGCUAGCCAGUUUCAUUCUGCCUGGCUGAAUCGAAGACCAAAUUCCUUCAAGCUACGUCGCGCCUAGCAUCCAGUACGAUGAGCAUCGCAUUCAUGACAAUCACUUGUCUCCCAAGGAAUGUCACAAGCGACUAGUCCGACGAUAGACGAAGCAUAUACCUGUCACCAGAGGUUGGUUCAGCGAAAAGUCGCUUGCCUGUUGUGUUGUAGACCUGUGGACGCUGGUUAAGCCGACUGCGUACUAAUUGAGUGGAAGAAGUGGGAAUUGAAGAGGACCACCGAUUGGAUAUCACCGUAGCACCAAGACACUGAUAGAUUUCUUUUAAAAAAACCUGGCUAAUACUAUUUGAAUUGAC
Exserohilum turcica Et28A is the source of this 2772-nucleotide messenger RNA. RefSeq lists its product as uncharacterized. The coding region runs from base 47 to 2368 and encodes 773 amino acids. The record is from RefSeq and is a predicted model, not a curated record. The transcript has 3 exons. Gene Ontology annotation, molecular function: GTPase binding. Lineage: Eukaryota; Fungi; Ascomycota; Dothideomycetes; Pleosporales; Pleosporaceae.